Messenger RNA from Chiroxiphia lanceolata (lance-tailed manakin), 2269 nucleotides. It is a transcript of the gene NAA80, whose product is annotated as N-alpha-acetyltransferase 80, NatH catalytic subunit. Gene Ontology annotation, molecular function: acetyl-CoA binding; N-acetyltransferase activity. Gene Ontology annotation, cellular component: cytoplasm. The transcript has a single exon. Lineage: Eukaryota; Metazoa; Chordata; Aves; Passeriformes; Pipridae. The record is from RefSeq and is a predicted model, not a curated record. The coding region runs from base 1490 to 2203 and encodes 237 amino acids. Gene Ontology annotation, biological process: protein acetylation.
GGCAGGGGCCCGGGGGCGGGGCAGUGACGGGGCAGUGGUGGGCUUGUGGUGGGUCAGUGCUGGGGUCUGUGAUGAGACCAGUGAUGGGGCAGUGGUGUGGGUCAGUAGUGGGAUCAAUGAUGGGCCAGUGGUGGGACAAUAAUGGGGUCAAUAAUGUGUCAGUGAUGGUCAGUGCUGGAUGAUGGGGUCAGUGAUGGGUCAGAGAUGGGGUCAGUGCUGGGGUCAGCGAUGGAUCAGUGGUGGGUCAGUGAUGGUCAGCGAUGGUGGUCAGUGGUGGGGUGGGUACCGUGUGUUCAGGAGGUGCAGCCAUGAGGUGGGGGCAGCGAUCAGCUGGGUGAAGCCGUUUCUAUUUGUGCACCAUGUGUGGGUGCCGAGUGGUUUGGAGCGAUGGGGGGGUGCAGGCAGGAUGGGUGUCCUGUGUCAGGGUCCAGGGUGGGGAAGUGGGGUUGCCGCGGGGCCCUGGACAGACGUGUCAUUCACACCAGGGAAGCAGAACCAGGCUCUGUGGUUGGUCAUGAGCCUGGGCUGCUUCCUGCCGCGCUGCUGCGCAGGCACUGAGGGCGCAGGAGCCGGCAGAGCAGGCAGGGUGAGUGUGAGCAGGGUGAGUGUGGGCAGGUUAAGUGUGGACAGGAUAAGUGUGAGCAGGGGGAGAGUGAACAGGGGGAGAGUGAGCAGGGGGAGAGCGAGUAGGGUAAGCACAGGGAACGUGGGUGCAGGCAGAGUGAGUGGCAGGCAGGUGCUGUUGGGGUCCUGGUGUGGGUUUGCUGGAUGGAUAGAAGAAAACCAUCACCCACUCAGGGUGCCAAUGGGGUCUUGGGGUGCUGUCUGGCCUCUGAAGGGGUCAUUGCAGGCUGAACUGGGAAUCAGGGAUCUUGGAGCUAGGGGGGCUACUGGGGGGCACCCUGAGGGUGUAGGAGGGCGAGCCCAAGCUCUCCCCACCCCCCCAGAGGGGAAGUGGAGCAGUUUGCUCAACCCCAUUCUAUAAACGGGUGUGGCGGUUCCUCCUGCCUUCUGCCUGUGGCUUCUCCUUCGCAAUGGGAACAGCCACCAGGCUGGGAGAGGGAUCCCCACCACAUGGUGAUUGUGACCCCUCAGAGGCUGUCAGGGCCCCCUGGAACCCCCAUGCUGGGGACACAUGUAAUGAGCUGGCUGGUCUGACAGGUGCCCAGGUGGCAGGAGCUAGUGGCAGAGCUGGGGAGGGGGCAAAGCCAGCACUGUGCCUCCUGCCCCUCUGCUGGUUUGGCAGUGCCAGACCUGCCUGCAAGUCUCAAGGCAAAGAUUCCUGGAGCUGGCACCAUGUGCCACUUACCUGCCACUGUUGUUUGACCUUGGACCUGCCGCUAAUCCCUAUGGCUAAUCCCUAUGAACUCAUCUGUCUGCGCUGCUGGGGAACUGUGCCCACACUGGGGCCAGUGCUGGGCUGGGGGGGACACACACGAUCUGUCCCCCACUAAACUGUGGCCUGCUUGGUUUCCUGUCAGUGAGAAGAAUGGGCUCGGUGUCAGAGGAGCUCAGCUUGGUCCCCCUGCACCAGAGGCCGGAGCUGCUGGAAGCCUGUGCCGAGCUGCUGCGCGAGGAGUGGGGGAAGAGCCGGGCGUCGAGGCUCCACAUGCUCCAGCGCUCCUCGGACGCCUUUCCCAUCUGCCUGCUGCUGCUGCAGAGCCGGGGCCCCACCGAGAUCCCUGGCCCCCGGGAGGGUCCCUGCCAGCUGGUGGGCCAUGUCCGACUCUCCCGCGUGGUCGGCCGUCCCCGUGACCUCUACGUGGAGAGCGUGGUGGUGGCCCGGGCGCUGCGGGGCCAGGGCUACGGGCGGCGGCUGAUGGAGGCCACUGAGCGGUGGGCCCAGGCCCAGGGGUUUGGCUGCCUGCACCUCACCACCCACGACAAGCAGCAUUUCUAUGCCCACCUGGGCUACGUCCUGGGUGAGCCGGUGCAGAGCGUGGCCUUUCUCAGCCCUGCCAUAUCCUCUGAGGUGCUGCGGCUCUUCUCCGCCCCUCCUGGUGCUGCCAUCACCAUCAGGCCAAGGGUACCCUCUGCCCCCCCGCCUCCCCUCCCACCCCUCACUGUCCCACCACCCCCCCCUCCACCGACUGUGAUCUGGGCGAGGGGUGUCCUGGCUGAGAACAGCAAGCAGAGCCUCCUGAAAACCCCCCACCGCGACGCCAAAGGGCUCCCCAUCUUCUGGAUGAAGAAGGACAUCUGAGGGGCUGGGGCCCCAAGACGGUGAUUAAAAGCAGUGCAGGCAGGAGCUGCCUGCUGUGGCGCUGCC